Molecule: messenger RNA, 964 nt
Organism: Theileria equi strain WA
Lineage: Eukaryota; Apicomplexa; Aconoidasida; Piroplasmida; Theileriidae
Product: mitochondrial carrier protein, putative
Exons: 5
Coding region: 35-964 (309 amino acids)
Biological process (GO): transmembrane transport
Cellular component (GO): mitochondrial inner membrane
Molecular function (GO): S-adenosyl-L-methionine transmembrane transporter activity
Source: RefSeq, a predicted model, not a curated record
AGUGUAAAUGACGAUGGAAAGGUGAGCAUUUGUGAUGGAUCAUAUUGCAAAUGUGAUUUGUGGCGGUAUUGCUGGUCUGGUGGCGGACUUAUUAAUAUACCCCUUGGACACACUAAAGACUCGAUCGCAAGUAAAGAAGGAUUUGUUGAAUAUUUGCAAACCUGUAAUUAAUAAAAAUGCACCUCAAAAAGGGGUCAAGAGGGGCGCAUAUAAAUAUACCGUCACAGGACGGAAUUCUUUGUAUUCCGGAUUAGGAGUGCUUGUUUGCGGAGAUUUGCCGUCUUCUGCAGCCUUUUACGGCGUAUACGAAUUUACAAAAGAUAAGUUUAAUGCACAAAAGGACUCGAAAGAAGAGCCUAAACUUCCACUACCACUAAUUUACUUUAUCGGAUCAACUCUAGGCCAAGUCACUAGCCUAGUCAUCAGGAACCCUUUUGAGGUUGUAAAGCAGCAAAUGCAGGCUGGAAUAUAUUCGAAUGCUUCGCAGGCAUUUUGUACAAUACACCAGAUCCAGGGAGUUCGCGGAUUGUAUGCCGGUUUCUUCUCCACUUUAAUGCGUGAGAUCCCGUUUGACGGAAUUCAGUUUAUACUAUGGGAAAAGUUUAAAGCGAUGGAAUCUGCGGAAAAGUUUACAACGUACUUGUCAUACAAGGCAAACAUUACCCAAACCAGUGGCAAUGUCAUUGUUUCUGCACUUUGCGGAUCAUUUGCUGGCGGCGUUGCCGGAGCCGUAACAAUGCCACUAGACGUGGCCAAGACACGCAUGAUGACUCAAGGGGAAAAUAGACUCUAUAAAAGUACGUUUGACUGUCUAAGUAAAGUCGCUAGGGACGAGGGUUCGUUCGCCCUCUUCAAGGGACUCGGUCUGAGGGUCUCUUGGCUCACACUAGGCGGUUUUGUAUUCUUUGCAGCUCUAGAGGCAGGAAAGGUUACCAUCAAACCGCUCUUAAUUGAUAUGCACUAG